Molecule: messenger RNA, 453 nt
Organism: Purpureocillium lilacinum
Lineage: Eukaryota; Fungi; Ascomycota; Sordariomycetes; Hypocreales; Ophiocordycipitaceae
Source: RefSeq, a predicted model, not a curated record
AUGCCAGGCCACGUCUCCAUCCGCGUGUCAGACCUCGAGGCCUCGGUGCGGUUCUACCUCGCCGCGCUGGCGCCCCUGCGCUACGAGGCGACGCGCUUCGACGGCGUCGUCGGCCUCGGGCCAGCACCAGCACCUUCCACCUCCUCCGCCGCCUCCGGCACUAUCACUACGUCGACGGCCGCGGGUCCCAUCCCCGACUUUUGGCUGCGCCAGUACACGCCCGGUCCGCAAAACGGGCACGCCGCGAGGCCGACGCCCGUGCACGUCUCCUUCUACGCGGGCGAGGCGGCGCUCGUGGACGAGUUCCAUGCGGAGGGGGUGCGCGCGGGGGGGAGUGACAAUGGCGGGCCGGGGGAGAGGCCGUGGUUCAAGGGAUAUUACGCGGCGUAUGUGUUGGAUCCGGACGGCAACAACAUUGAGGUCGUGUGUUUUCUGAACCAGGCCAAAGAGUAA